UACUUGCAUUAACGAAGAAAAACUCUAAUGCUACAACUAUCCUGUUAUUUCUUCACAAGUUGACCGAGGUAUUUACAGAAUAUUUUAAAGAACUCGAAGAAGAAUCUAUCCGAGAUAACUUCGUAAUUAUUUACGAAUUGUUGGAUGAGAUGAUGGACUUUGGUUAUCCUCAAACUACGGAGACUAAAAUUCUGCAAGAGUAUAUAACCCAGGAAUCACAUAAGUUAGAAGUUCAAGUCAGACCACCAAUGGCAGUUACUAAUGCAGUCUCUUGGCGUUCUGAGGGAAUAAAGUAUCGGAAAAACGAAGUAUUUUUAGAUGUAAUCGAAUCUGUCAAUCUACUUGUGAAUGCAAAUGGGAAUGUAUUACGGAGUGAAAUCCUUGGUGCAAUUAAAAUGAAGUGUUAUCUGAGUGGUAUGCCUGAGUUGAGAUUAGGAUUAAACGAUAAAGUUAUGUUUGAGAGCACUGGGAGGACAGCGAGGGGGAAAGCUAUCGAGAUGGAAGAUGUAAAGUUUCAUCAAUGCGUGCGAUUGUCCCGUUUUGAGAACGAUCGUACGAUUUCAUUUAUACCACCCGACGGUGAAUUUGAAUUGAUGAGCUAUAGACUGAACACUCAAGUUAAACCUUUGAUCUGGGUCGAGGCUGCUGUGGAAAGCCAUACUGGAUCGAGGCUUGAAUAUAUGAUUAAGGCAAAGGCUCAGUUCAAACGACGGUCAACGGCAAAUAAUGUGGAAAUUAAUGUUCCUGUGCCAGAUGAUGCUGCUGCACCAAAAUUUAGGUGUAGCGUUGGAUCAGUCCAGUACGCUCCCGAGAAGUCUUGUCUUGUGUGGAAAAUUAAACAGUUUCAAGGUGGCAAAGAAUUCAUAAUGAGAGCUCAUUUCUCACUGCCUUCCGUUCAGAGUUCUGAGGACCAAGAGACAAAACCUCCGAUCGCCGUGAAAUUUGAAAUACCAUACUUUACGGUAUCGGGUAUCCAAGUAAGAUAUUUGAAGAUUGUGGAAAAGAGUGGGUAUCAGGCCCUACCGUGGGUGAGAUAUAUCACUCAGAAUGGAGAUUAUCAAUUGCGUAUGCCAGAGAGUAUAAAGACUGCUAACAUGGCACCUAUCUAA
This is a messenger RNA of Paraglomus brasilianum, 1109 nucleotides long. NCBI's taxonomy places the organism in Eukaryota, Fungi, Glomeromycota, Glomeromycetes, Paraglomerales, Paraglomeraceae. The record is from the annotation of a GenBank genome assembly.